Molecule: messenger RNA, 1020 nt
Organism: Centruroides sculpturatus (bark scorpion)
Lineage: Eukaryota; Metazoa; Arthropoda; Arachnida; Scorpiones; Buthidae
Product: protein ABHD11-like
Exons: 5
Coding region: 92-925 (277 amino acids)
Source: RefSeq, a predicted model, not a curated record
AAUUGCAUAAACAGCACAAGGUUUUAUUAUAUAUAUAUAUAAUUUUUAUAUAUAUACAAGGUAAUUUACUAUACAUAUAAAAAAAUGUUAUAUGUUACUUUCUAGAAUGAAUCUCCACUGGGCUUACAAUGUUCAUAAAGCAGAGAAUGUGGAUCCUGAUCUUCCACCAAUUCUCGUCUUUCAUGGGCUAUUUGACUGCAAAGAAAAUUGGGCAGAAUUAGCACAAUCCAUUUCUGAGAAACUUAAUAGAGAGGUUUAUGUUUUUGACCUCCCUAAUCAUGGAGAUAGUAAAACAUUAUCAUAUUCAGAUUAUUCACUAUUGGUGGAAGAAGCAAAAGAAAUCUUAAUUCAAUUUGAUAGACCAGUGAUAUUAAUGGGACAUAAUCUAGGUGGAAUUCUUUCCAUUCUUUUGGGAACAGAAAUGGAAGAAUUGGUUUGUAAGAUAGUUUUAAUCGAUGUAUCGCCAGUUGAUAUUCCUCUCAGAGUGGAUGAUGAAAUUACUGCUGUUAUUCGCAUCAUGCGUGAAGCACUAUUGUCUUUACCACCUCAAAUAUCUUUUAAUAAUGCAAAAGAGAAGGUUGACCAAUUUUUUAAAACUAAAAUAAAACAACAGUUUCUUCGUAAAAUGCUUUUGCAAAGCUUUGCAAAAGUUGAAGAUGAAUUUACCUGGAAAAUUAAUUUGAAUGAACUUGAAUCAUCAGGAGUCAAUAAGUCAUUAACUAACUGUUAUCCGUUACGCUGUCUAUGCUAUACAGACACCUUAUUAAUUUAUGCAGGACAAUCUAAUUAUGUUGUACCUUCAAAGGACUUAAAAAUUGCAUUUCCCAAUCUAACAAUGCAAUGCAUCAGUGAUUCAGAUCACCACAUUCAUAUGGAAAAGCCUGAAAAACUACUCAAUGAAAUGAUAAAAUAUUUCUCAAAAUAAACCUAAAUCAUAUUCCGUUGACUAAUUACAACAACAAAUCAAUGUUGCAACCUUGAAUUUAAGGAGUUUUAUAACUAUAAUUUGUAAUAAAAAGC